AGACGUACACUCCUCAUCCCAGCCCUGACCACCUGCUUCUGUGGUCACAACAGAAAAACCUACUAGUGAGUUGGAAUUAAGGCCUCGGACCUUUGGACAGUAUUAUCAUUAACUACAAUACCCAAGAUGUCCCGAGAGAUGGGAGAACUCACCCAAACCAGGCUGCAGAAGAUCUGGAUUCCACAUAGCAGUGGCAUCAGUGGGCUGCAACGGAGAAGGGGCUCAUCUAUACCACAGUUUACAAAUUCCCCCACAAUGGUAAUCAUGGUUGGUUUACCAGCACGAGGAAAGACCUACAUCUCCAUGAAGCUCACAAGAUAUCUCAACUGGAUAGGAACACCAACUAAAGUGUUUAAUUUAGGCCAGUAUCGAAGAGAAGCAGUGAACUACAAGAACUAUGAAUUCUUCCUCCCAAGCAACAUGGAGGCUCAGUUAAUCAGAAAACAGUGUGCCCUGGCAGCUCUGAAGGAUGUUCAUGAUUAUCUCAGUCAUAAGGAAGGUCAUGUCUCGGUUUUUGAUGCCACAAACACUACCAGAGAGCGGCGGUCUCUGAUUCUGCAGUUUGCUAAUGAGCAUGGCUACAAGGUAUUUUUCAUCGAAUCCAUCUGCAAUGACCCUGGCAUUAUUGCAGAAAAUAUCAGGCAAGUGAAGCUCGGUAGUCCUGAUUAUAGAGACUGUGAUCGUGAAGAAGUUUUGCAAGACUUUCUAAAGAGGAUCGAGUGCUAUGAAGUCAACUACCAGCCCUUGGAUGAAGAACUUGACAGGCAUCUCUCCUACAUCAAGAUCUUUGAUGUGGGUACCCGCUACAUGGUGAACCGAGUGCAGGACCACAUCCAGAGCCGCAUGGUCUACUACCUCAUGAACAUCCACGUCACACCCCGCUCCAUCUACCUAUGCCGACAUGGUGAGAGUGAACUCAACCUCAGAGGCCGAAUUGGAGGUGACUCUGGACUCUCAGCACGGGGCAAGCAGUAUGCUUAUGCCCUAGCCAACUUCAUUCAAUCCCAAAGCAUCAGUUCCCUUAAGGUGUGGACAAGUCAUAUGAAGAGGACCAUCCAGACAGCUGAGGCCCUGAGUGUCCCCUAUGAGCAGUGGAAAGCACUGAAUGAGAUUGAUGCGGGUGUCUGUGAGGAGAUGACUUAUGAAGAAAUCCAGGAACACUACCCCGAAGAGUUUGCACUGCGGGACCAAGAUAAAUAUCGCUACCGCUACCCCAAGGGAGAGUCCUAUGAAGAUCUAGUUCAGCGACUGGAGCCAGUUAUAAUGGAACUAGAGCGACAGGAGAAUGUGUUGGUAAUCUGUCACCAGGCUGUCAUGCGGUGCCUCCUGGCGUACUUUCUGGAUAAGAGCUCAGAAGAGCUGCCCUAUCUCAAGUGUCCUCUGCACACAGUGCUCAAACUCACACCUGUGGCUUAUGGUUGCAAAGUGGAGUCUAUUUACCUGAAUGUGGAAGCAGUGAACACACAUCGCGAGAAGCCGGAGAAUGUGGACAUCACCAGGGAAUCUGAAGAAGCCCUGGACACUGUCCCUGCCCACUACUGAACCUUUUCCAGAAUACAAAAAUGCUGCUUCUUAUCCUCUUCCAUCCCAGUGGAGCUUAUGUUCUUUCUAUUCUACUGCCCUGAGAAAACUAUGCCCUUGGUCUUAUUGGGAGAGCCUUGCAGUGCUUCCAGUGAAGAAAUUCUCAACAGCUCCAAAAUAGGUCUUGAGUUGUCUAGCUCUAGAUUAAGUUUACUUUUUCUUUCUAAAUUCUUAUUCUCUGAUAAUAAAGCUUUCUAUUAUUGCUCGCAA
Messenger RNA from Echinops telfairi (small Madagascar hedgehog), 1791 nucleotides. RefSeq names its product 6-phosphofructo-2-kinase/fructose-2,6-biphosphatase 1 (gene PFKFB1). The transcript is spliced from 14 exons. Lineage: Eukaryota; Metazoa; Chordata; Mammalia; Afrosoricida; Tenrecidae. The coding region runs from base 127 to 1542 and encodes 471 amino acids. Gene Ontology annotation, biological process: fructose metabolic process; fructose 2,6-bisphosphate metabolic process. The record is from RefSeq and is a predicted model, not a curated record. Gene Ontology annotation, cellular component: 6-phosphofructo-2-kinase/fructose-2,6-biphosphatase complex; cytosol. Gene Ontology annotation, molecular function: ATP binding; 6-phosphofructo-2-kinase activity; fructose-2,6-bisphosphate 2-phosphatase activity.